Molecule: messenger RNA, 1474 nt
Organism: Amaranthus tricolor (Joseph's coat)
Lineage: Eukaryota; Viridiplantae; Streptophyta; Magnoliopsida; Caryophyllales; Amaranthaceae
Product: protein CHROMOSOME TRANSMISSION FIDELITY 7-like
Exons: 6
Coding region: 129-1187 (352 amino acids)
Biological process (GO): mitotic sister chromatid cohesion
Cellular component (GO): nucleus; chromatin
Molecular function (GO): protein-lysine-acetyltransferase activity
Source: RefSeq, a predicted model, not a curated record
AAUAAAUCCAAAAUUAGUGUUUUGGCGCGGAACUUAAAACUUGGAAUACCCUAAUAAACGAAAAUGGAGCAAAAAGAAACACAUUUUCAGAUUAACUUGAAGUUGCUAUUUUCCAAUUGAUUCAAAAGAUGCAGAAAACUAUUGAAUCCUUCUUCAAACAUUCAUCUACCCCAACAUCUGAUCCCGGAACUUCAAAUUCCGGCGAUUUAUUUGACGGAAUUAGGGCUCAAAAUCGGCCGGAAAUUCGAGUCAAAUACACUCGUCAAUCUACCAGGGGAGAAGAAUCGACAAAGGAUGUUUUAAUUGGGGAAGAAACUAGCGAAGAGCAAAGAGAAACAAGUGAAAAAUUGAAUGGUGUUAAUGGUGGAGGGAAGAUUUUGAACAAGAAACGGAAGUAUGCUCAGUUUCAUUUGGAAUUAGGUCAAUCUGAUUUUCUUCUUCAUACAUGUAAAAUCUGUGGAAUUAAGUAUGCUAAAGGAGAUGAAAUUGAUGAGAAAGUUCACACUACAUUUCACAAGAAUUAUACCCAUGGAAUUCCAUUUAAGGGUUGGCGUCACGAAAAGGUGAUUCAGUUGUCCGGCCUUGUAAAGGAUCGUAUUAUACUUGUGUCAAAUUAUGAUUCUCCUGCUCAGAGGAAUAAGGUUCAAGAGGUUGUGAAGAUGAUGGAGAUUGAUUUGGGUGAUGGCUGGAUUUUUCAUGAGUUAUGUAAGGUAUAUUUAUACAUAUCCUCACAAAGAGUUUCCGGGUGUGUCUUUGUGGAGUCUAUUAAUAUGGCACACAAGGUUCUUUUGGACCCUGUGCAAAUGAGUACUGAUGGUGCUAGUGGAAAAGAAGAGAAACCAAUGCAAAAGACAUUGCAAUUUGGAGGGAUAUGUUUUCGAAGGGAAGCUUUCAGGAGAUGCUCUACCCUUAGAACCUCAGAAGCAAUGGAUUCAAACAUAAAUGGAUCAAUUGUAUGUGAAGAGAAAGCUACUCUUGCUUCUUGUGGGAUCAGGGCUAUUUGGGUCAGUCCAUCAAACCGAAGAAAAGGCAUUGCAAAACACUUGCUGGAUGCUGUGAGGAAAAGCUUCUCAUUAGACUACACACUUGGGUGCUCAGAAUUAGCAUUCUCUCAGCCAUCCUCAUCCGGAAAGGCAUUGGCAACCAAAUAUACUGGUACACCAUCAUUUUUGGUAUACAAAAGCUAGUUUUACAUGACAGUUGACUUUGUACCUCGAUUUAGUUGAUAGUAGAGGUCUUCAAAACAGACCAGCUGAUCUGUUGUUCAUUUGAAAUCAACCUGAUGACCCGAAUGAACACCUUUAGUUGAUAGGAUUAAUAUUGAAAGUUCAAAACCUGCAUAUUAUUUUUUAUGUAUCCUGCAUUCCUGCUAGUUGAUUAAGAUAAUGUAUGAUUUUCAUUAUCGACAAUUUCUCUUGUGUUGGUUUAUGUAGCUUCUUUAAUAUAUUACGAUUACGGUUUUGAUAUUGUUGUU